Dictyostelium discoideum AX4 is the source of this 3243-nucleotide messenger RNA. RefSeq names its product adaptin N-terminal domain-containing protein (gene ap4e1). The record is from RefSeq and is a predicted model, not a curated record. Gene Ontology annotation, biological process: intracellular protein transport; vesicle-mediated transport. The transcript is spliced from 3 exons. The coding region runs from base 1 to 3243 and encodes 1080 amino acids. Gene Ontology annotation, cellular component: membrane coat; cytoplasm; Golgi apparatus. NCBI's taxonomy places the organism in Eukaryota, Evosea, Eumycetozoa, Dictyosteliales, Dictyosteliaceae.
AUGAACUCUUCAGCAUUAAAUUUAAUUCAAUUUUUAGAGAGUUCAAAGAUUCAAGUACCUGGUGGACUUAAAUCAGUUAAAGGUAUUUUAGAUUUUGAUUUUUAUGAUUUAGUAAAGAAUAUUGGUGAAUCAACAUCAAGAGAAGAGGAAGUUCAUAUAAUUCAAAAUGAAAUCAUUAAAUUGAAAAGUUGCUUCUCAAAAGAACAAAGCAAAGAUAAGAAAAGGGAAUGCCUAAUUAGAAUGAUCUAUUGCCAUAUGUUAGGUUACGAUGUACCAUUUGGACAUAUUCAAGCAUUGAAUAUGACACAAGAUUCAGAGAUAUUAAAUAAGAGAACUGGUUAUCUUACACUAUCAUUAUGUUUACCAGAGAGACAUGAACUAUUAAUUAUGGCAGUUAAUUCAAUAUUAAAAGGUUUAAAUUCUUCAAAUUAUUUAGAAGUCUGCUCAGCACUAACAGCAAUGUGUAAAUUAAUUGAUAACGAUACAAUACCGGCUUUCCUUCAAAAGGUAUUGCAAUUAUUAAAUCAUCAAAAACCAAUAGUCAGAAAGAAAUCCGUUACUGUCUUACACAGAUUCUAUAGAUUAGUUGGCGACUCUUUCUUGGAUGACGAUCAAAUCAUUGAUAAACUCAGACAAUCAUUAUGUGAUCGUGACCCUUCAGUAAUGUCUGCUUCAAUUUGUAUCUUUUUAGAUAUUUCUGAAAAACAUUCAACUUUAAAAGAUAAUAACAAUCAAAUUAAUAACAACAACAACAACAAUAAUAGUAAUCAAAUUAAAAAAAAAAAUAAUGAAGAAAUUAAUAGAUCAAAAAAUUUAAUUUCAAUGUUGAAAGAAUUAGUACCAAGUUUUGUUGGAAUUUUAAAACAAGUUGCAGAAGGUAGAUUACCAAAUAGUUAUAUUUAUCAUGGUAUUCAUCAUCCAUGGUUACAAAUUAAUCUAUUGAAAUUAUUAUCAAAUUUAGGAUACCAAGAUAAAGAUUCCUCCAAUCAUAUGUAUACAGUAUUAUUGUUUACAAUGCAACAAUCUCAAAAGUUUAAAAAUAAUGUUGGUUUCGCUAUACUCUAUGAAACUAUUAAAACUCUAACUUUAAUUCACCCAAAUUUACAAUUGAUUGAACAAUGUUCAAAGAAUAUUGCAAUAUUUUUAAAAGGUAAACAUCAUAAUCUUCGUUAUUUCGGUAUCAAAGCAUUGGCAUCAAUUGUUAAAGUUUCACCAAAACUAGUAUUACCUUAUCAAGUUGAAGUCAUUGAAUCAUUAGAAUCACCAGAUGAAACUUUAAAACGUAAAAGUUUUGAUUUACUCUAUAAAAUGACAAAUCAAACUAAUGUAGUACCAGUUUGUUCAAAAUUAAUUGAACAAUUAGUACUCUCAAAAGAUCAAAACUUUAAAUCAGAAUUAAUCUCUCAAAUUACAAAUAUCGCUGAAAAAUAUUCACCAAAUGAUAUUUGGUAUAUUGAUACAAUUUCAACUGUUUUAUCAAUAUUACCAAAUGAAAAUAAUAAAGAUAAUAAUAACAAUAACAAUAAUAAUAAUAAUAAUAAUAAUAAUUAUCAAUUUGCAUAUAAUUUAAUUAGAUUAGUUUCAGAAGAAGACGAUAUUAAAGUUAAACAACAUAUUUCAGAAAUUUAUUUAAAUAAUAUUAUGAUUUCAAAUGAACAACAACAACAACAACAACAAGAGAAUCAAAAUAAUUUACAACAAUUUUCAGAUAUUUAUAUAAAGAUUAUGAGUUGGGUAAUUUCAGAAUAUUCAAAUUUAAUAGUAUCAAAUAAUGGUGUUAUUGAAAGUGAUAUCAUUAGUUAUCUAUGUGACCUUUUAGAGAAAGAUUAUCAAGGUGAGACUAAAUCUUGGAUCAUCAUUGGUAUUGGUAAAUUGGUUGCUCAAUUAGGUAAAUCAUUACCAAUGUUAGAAUUAAUGACAAAGAAAUUUAAAUCUUCAAAAUCUUUAAUUUGUCAACAACGUUCUUCUGAAUUAAAUGAAAUCUUAAAAAAUCCAAAAUCAAUGUCUUUAAUUUUACCAUUAGAUGCUUAUUGUGAAGAUAUUGAUUUUAAUAAAAUAUUUAAUAAAUUUAAUGAUUACUCAAAUAAGGUUGGAGGAAAACAAUAUAUUCCAUAUGAAAAAAGAAAGAAUACACCAUUGGUUGAUAUAUCUGAUGGUAGUUCAUCACAUUCAAAUGAAAAGGGUUUGAACUUUCAAUAUCCUCCACCACCUGAUCCAUUUAAUCCUCAUCAUAACCAACAACAAUUAUACCCAGUUCAUCAACAUCAACCUCCAUCAAAUCAUCAACAACAACAACAACAACAACAACAACAACAACAACAACAACUUCAAUUAUUCCCUCAACAACCUCAACAACCACAACAACUAUUACUUUUGGGUGAAGAUGAUACAAUUAAUUUAAAUAACAAUUCAUUAGUUCCUGUCAAUAAUGAUCAACAAUUACAACCACAUCAACAUCAACAACAACAACAAAAUCAACAACAACAACAACAAAAUCAACAACAACAACAACAGCAAAACCCACAAUAUCCAAAUAAUCAAUUAGUAACAGUUCCUGAUCAAAAUGCUCCAAAACCAAUAGGUUUACCAAAACCAUCAAAGGUAUUAUGGACUAAAAAAGGAUUUGUUGGAAAUAAACAAACUCCACCACAAAAUGCCACACCACAACAACAACAACAACAACAACAACAACAAACUCAAAAUACUUUAUCACAACAACAAAUUCAAAAACAUCAACAAACUCAUAAUAAUAUAGAUCCAGAAAAGGAGAAAUUGGCCAAACAAUUAUUUGGUGGAUUCUCAGAAAAUAAUAAUAGAAAUGAAAAUAGUAAUAAUACUGAUAAUAACCAAAAUAAUGUUGGAAUUACAUCAAAAUUACAAAAUAAAAAAUCAAAUAACGAAAAUAAUAUUAAUAAUAAUAAGAAGGAAUCAUAUUUAGAAGAAUUAAUAGAUUUAUCACCAAAUCUAAUUUCAAAUAUUAAUAUUACCAAUAAUAGUAACAAUAAUAAUAAUAAUAAUAAUAAUAAUAAUAAUAAUAAUAAUAAUAAUAAUAAUAAUAAUAAUAAUAAUAAUAAUAAUUUAUUAUUGGUUGAUGUCGAAGGAGAUGAACAAAAAGAAGUUAAAAAUAGUAGUUGUAGUAGUGGUAAUUCUGAGUUAAUAAAUUUAAAUUUAGAUGAAAACACUACAAAAAAUAUAAAUGGUAAUUUACUAGGAGACGAUCUUGAAGAAUUAAAUAAAAAUUAA